Molecule: messenger RNA, 3558 nt
Organism: Pipra filicauda (Wire-tailed manakin)
Lineage: Eukaryota; Metazoa; Chordata; Aves; Passeriformes; Pipridae
Product: maestro heat-like repeat-containing protein family member 7
Exons: 23
Coding region: 109-3414 (1101 amino acids)
Cellular component (GO): cytoplasm
Source: RefSeq, a predicted model, not a curated record
CACCCCACAUACUGCUGGCAGACAAAAUAAGACAGGAUAGGACAAAGGGGUGCUGCAAGGAGCCUCUGUACAACCACUUCAUGCUUUUCUGAUGCAAAAUUCAGUGGGAUGGCGGAAAAAUUGCCCAGUAUGCCCUGGCUGGCCUGGGUUGGGGGGGGAGGGGAGGAGGGGGAGGAGGAGAAAGGCCGAGGGGCUGCCCAAGCACAACAGACUGAAAAAGUGGAAACAGUCCAGCCACUGCAGACAGAUCCACUUGGGGAACUGCCAGAGGAGGAGCACACCCAUGGACUCUUCUACAGAUGCACACAGAUGUUUUCAGACUUCCAUAAGACCACUGAUCAUGAAGACAAGACCACCAUGGUCCUUGGGGGCACGGCAACCUCCAGCUCCUGCAAAGCAGAGGAUUGUGCUGCCAUAGCAGAUAUUAUCAUGGGAAGUGGCAGCUCCCAUUUGAAUAAAGUGCCAACCAUUGUGAGGGACAUUCACCAACAGCUUAUGAAGAUCACAUAUAUGUCUCAAGAAGACAGGUUGAAGAAGACCCUUCAGGAGAUGACAGUUGCACAGCCCCAUGAUGUGGUGGUGACCCUUCUGCGCUGCGCCCCAUCGUGUGACAGAGCUGCUGUGACCAUGUGGAAGGCAAUCGUCUCCUCAAGCAGAGCUGCGGAGAAGGUGCUGCCGGAGCUGCUGUGCGUGCUGGAGGACUGGCCGCUGCACAGCACAUCCACCUCUGACAAGGACGACUCAGACAUCUUCUCCCUGGCUGCAACUGUAGCACUGUGGGAGAUCACCCAUCUGCCCAACCAUCCAGAGGCACUGAUGAUGUAUUUCCCCUGCUUCUUUGUGGCUCUGCUAUUCCAAAUCUUCUCCAGCACAGCGCAGAUGCCAGUAGAAGUCAAUACCUUCUGGAGGAGAUGCCAGCAGGAGCACUGCCUUCCCACCAACCCCAACAGAUUCAUAGUGCAGACCAUGAAAUCACUGCUCUGCCAUCUUGAGUAUGAGGAUGUGGUGUCUGAAGUUGAACAUGAGUGUGGCUGGGACACAUUCCUCAACAUUGACAAUCACCAGUAUGCAGUGGGUCUGCUGGCCAGAGCAAUGCUCAGGGUCUCACAGUGCUUGUGUUACCGGAUUGCACGCUACCUGUUCAGGCUGCUCCGCAGAGAGGAGGCUCGCUGGGAAGUCUCUGCCAUGGCAUUCUUUGUUGAGCUCCUGCCUUGCCUUAACAUAAAGGAAUGGGAUGAACGCAUCCUGCAACUUUUCCCAAUCUACCUCAGGAGAGAUUGCAGAGAGAUGCGUCUCCUGCUGCUCAGAUGCCUCUUAUUGCUCUGCAAGAGACCCUCUAUGGCCAACACUAUCCUGGCCUUGACUGAAAGCCUCACAGAGGUACUGAAGGAUAAGGACGGAGAGCUGGUGGACAUGACCCUUUCUGUGCUCAGUGAGGUGAUCCGGGACGCAGAUGUCUCAAUUGCCAGUUCCAUUGCUGUGCAGCUGGCUGAGGCACUCCUGCCACUAUUUGAGAAUGACACUAGCCAUGUGCAGCUCCUCUCCAUUCACCUCUUUCAAGUGCUAAUGGAGUUGGUAGAGGAAGACGGAAAAAAGCUCCUGGAGAAGAAUGUGCGCCAGAGCCUGUUCCUACUCUUCCGCCACUUGCAUGAUGAGAACCAGUGUGUGGCACAGGCUUUUUGGGAAACUCUGCUUCAAGCUAACAUGUUCCUGCAGGAGAGGAAGCUCGAGCAACUGUUGGAAAAGACAUGGAGUGUUGACAAGUGCCUGGUGCCAAGCAUUGUGAGGGACAUGUACCAAUGGCUCACAUUCAUAAUGGAUGUGUCUGCUGAGCACAGACUGGACAAGAGCCUUCAGGAGAUGAGCCUUGUACAGUCUCAUGAUGUGGUGGUGACCCUUCUGCGCUGUGCCCCAUCAUGUGACAGAGCUGCUGUGACCAUGUGGAAGGCAAUCGUCUCCUCAAGCAGAGCUGCGGAGAAGGUGCUGCCGGAGCUGCUGUGCGUGCUGGAGGACUGGCCGCUGCACAGCACAUCCACCUCUGACAAGGACGACUCAGACAUCUUCUCCCUGGCUGCAACUGUAGCACUGUGGGAGAUCACCCAUCUGCCCAACCAUCCAGAGGCACUGAUGAUGUAUUUCCCCUGCUUCUUUGUGGCUCUGCUAUUCCAAAUCUUCUCCAGCACAGCGCAGAUGCCAGUAGAUGUCAAUACCUUCUGGAGGAGAUGCCAGCAGGAGCACUGCCUUCCCACCAACCCCAACAGAUUCAUAGUGCAGACCAUGAAAUCACUGCUCUGCCAUCUUGAGUAUGAGGAUGUGGUGUCUGAAGUUGAACAUGAGUGUGGCUGGGACACAUUCCUCAACAUUGACAAUCACCAGUAUGCAGUGGGUCUGCUGGCCAGAGCAAUGCUCAGGGUCUCACAGUGCUUGUGUUACCGGAUUGCACGCUACCUGUUCAGGCUGCUCCGCAGAGAGGAGGCUCGCUGGGAAGUCUCUGCCAUGGCAUUCUUUGUUGAGCUUCUGCCUUGCCUAAACUUAGAUAAAUGGGAUGAACGCAUCCUGCAGCUUGUCCCAAUCUACCUCAGGAGAGAUUGCAGAGAGAUGCAUCUCCUGCUGCUCAGAUGCCUCCUACUGCUCUGCAAGAGACCCUCUAUGGCCAACUCAAUCCUGGCCCUGACUGAAAGCUUCACAGAGGUACUGAAGGAUCAGGACGGAGAGGUGGUGGGCAUGACCCUUUCUGUGCUCAGUGAGGUGAUCCGGGACGCAGAUGUCUCAAUUGUCAGUUCCAUUGCUGUGCAGCUGGCUGAGGCACUCCUGCCACUAUUUGAGAAUGACACUAGCCAUGUGCAGCUCCUCUCCAUUCACCUCUUUCAAGUGCUAAUGGAGUUGGUACCAGAAGAGGAGAAAAAGCUCCUGGAGAAGAAUGUGCACCAGAGCCUGUUGCCGCUCUUCUAUCACAUGUAUGAUGAGAACCAGUGUGUGGUGCAGGCCUCUUGGGAAACCCUGCUUCAAGCAACAAAGUUCCUGAAGAAGUGGAAUCUUGAGGAGCUGCUGAAGACAGAAGAGAUGUGGAGGUUCGGCGAGUGCCUGCUGGCAGAGGACAGAAGCAGAGCAGACGAGUACCUGCGCCAGUCCGUGUCAUACCUGCAUAGCCCACAGAAGGCCAUGCGAGAGGCAGCCAUCAGGCUCACUGCACGUCAAGGCACGACAAAUAACUUUAGCACCUCCAUCUCAAACCUCGCAACUCAAACCCUGCACUUUCUAAGAGCUGUAGAGAGACAUCCUUCCUUCAGAUUCAGGCUGCUGCAAAACCAGCUCCGCAUGGCGUGGAGGAGGCGGCCCUCUCUCUUGGACAAUGGCUGGCCUUCUGUCUGCUACAGUGGUCGGCCACACUGCUGGAGGUCUCUGCAGAGCUAAUCCUGGGAGCUCUGUCUGCUGGGGCCACCUGAGUGUGCAGGAAAUACUAGGUGGCUUCUGGCCUCUCCUGACCCACAGGACAACUCUUCUCUAAGACCAUUUUUCUUUAUGUCUUUUAAGGAAAGUUCUUUUAUGCAAAUAUCA